Molecule: messenger RNA, 1788 nt
Organism: Diachasmimorpha longicaudata
Lineage: Eukaryota; Metazoa; Arthropoda; Insecta; Hymenoptera; Braconidae
Product: A disintegrin and metalloproteinase with thrombospondin motifs like
Exons: 13
Coding region: 89-1690 (533 amino acids)
Biological process (GO): proteolysis
Molecular function (GO): metalloendopeptidase activity
Source: RefSeq, a predicted model, not a curated record
UUUUCCGCCUUUUCGCGGGAAUAUAAAGCAACACCACGAAUCUUUUGUCUGUCCAGUUUCACAAGUUGAAACAUCCACUUUUGUCAAAAUGUUGACGUUUUUAGUUUUACUUUAUUCGCUUGCGGCGGUUCAGUCUGCGAUGUUACACGAUUACAUGACAGAUGCCGAGAUUGCAGAGAUAUUCCAUGUGCAGCGGAGUAAAGUGCCAUCUUACAGGGUUACUUCGACUCGUACCUGGUUCCAACGGCGUAACGAAGAGGCCGACAAAAUAGCGAUGCGAACAACCGGUGAACAUAUUGACGCGUAUUUGAACCCUACGGAUGGAUUUUUUAGCGGAAUAGAAACUCCAGUCUUUUUGGCCAAAGCUAAUAAAACAUUACCAUCUGGCGUUGAAUACGUCCCAGUAAAACAGGCAUUGAAAAAUUUCGUGCCUCAUCCAAAUCCUGACGAUAGCCUGGUCCUGAUUAUCAAUCAGAAAACCUCCAGGCGCUCUGGGGCAAGGAAGAACCUUCAGGUCCGACCUGUACCAAAGAGAUUAGAACCGGUAACGGCUGGACUACUCGGGCUCCUUUUCGGACACCCUCGCAACCAAAUUCUGCGACUUGGUAGCAGUUAUGGUAAUGAUACGAUCAACGAUUACAGUGACAUCGUCUACAGGGCAGCGAGUCUUAAAGUCAAUGGUUCGCAGACAUCCAGGGUUUCCAAUUCUUUCCAGAAAAAUUCGGCAGCUUCGCAAGAGAGAAAUUUACCUGCAGUGAUAUAUCCGGAGAUAUUGGUUGUAAUGGACCACAGAUUGUUCGCGACUCAGGAUAAAAAUGUGAAGAAGGCAGUACUGUAUUUAUUAUCAUUUUGGAAUGCUGUCGAUUUAAGAUAUAGAUCGAUGACGAAUCCUAAGAUUCGACUGAAUAUUGCCGGAAUCGUAAUCGCCGAGGACGAAGGUGGUAAUCCGUACCUCGACAACAAUAGGGUUCGCGAGCCUAUGGCAAAUUACAUGGUCCGAAUAGACGCAGACAAAGCUCUGAAGAGCGGAGGACAACACUUCUAUUAUGGCAACAAUCUACCGAAUCACGACGUGGUGGUGAUUAUGACAGGCGCGGAUAUCUGUAACAUGGCCAUAUCAGCUUGGGGUACGAAGUAUUGUGAUAGCAGUGCACGUGGAUAUGCAAAUGAUCUCGGAGCCUGCAACACAAGUUCUGUCCUUCAGAUGACGCAGGCGCUGGGUCUCGUUGAGGAUAAUGGGGGGUACAGCGGAAUCCUUCCAGCUACUCACGAACUGGCGCAUUUACUCGGUGUGCCCCAUGACGAAGGUGAGUGCGAAGAGGGCAGGUUCAUAAUGUCACCUUCACUCCACUACAACGAGAGUAGUUUCCUGUGGUCGAAUUGCAGUAAGGAAUCUUUCCGGAAAUUUCUCAGUUCUGACAAUGCGGAAUGUCUGCGGAACGAACCUCCCAAACAAAAAAAAAACAUCCGGCUUUUACCUGGUAGAGUUGAGUCUCUUCAUGAACAGUGUGCAAAAUACGCGGGUACAACAAACGUAACAGCGUGCGAGGAUAGAAGUCCGUGCAUAAUAUUGCAAUGUAGAGUGCAAGGUGAACGAGACUGUCUAGGAUCGGCAGCAGCUGCUGAAGGCUCCAUAUGCGCUCCAGGAAAGAGUUGCAUAAGCGGUUACUGCGUUGCCCUCGAACUGUAAUGACGAAUAGCCAACGUUCUCCAAUUAGAUUGACAAAUAUUUGCUGUUAUUUUGUGGCAACACGUCACACUUUAUUGAUAAUAAAAUUACAUCACUGA